AUGGAUCGGCAUGAUCAACGCCAUCACCUCUGCCACACAUCAGAAAAUUCGGUACCCAAUCCCUGGGGGCGGUGUUGGACAAAUCAACAGCGAUCAGGCAAUGGCGAGGAAAUGCUCCGCCCAAGGGCUGAAGAAAAGCAAGCAAGCGCAGUUCCUCCCAGUAAGCCAGGCAGAUCUGAAGGAGGUGGAACAAUCGAACCUUGCUAUCUUAUAGCAAUCAAAGCGUCAGGACCAAGCCGAGGAAAUCCGUCCAGAGGUCUUUCUGAAGAAGGAUGGAAGCCCGAGGAGGACAUCGAGUUAAUACCCUUGGAUCCUGACCAGCCAGACAAAAAAGCGCGGAUCGGCUCGCGCCUAAGCCCAGACGAGAAGGUGGAACUUACCACUUUCCUCCAGAACAACAAAGAUAUGUUCGCAUGGUCGCCGUCAGACAUGCCUGGUAUCGACCCGAACAUCAUAUGUCACCGACUCCACGUCAACCCUGCCUGCAAACCAGUGGCGCAGAAGAGGCGCAACUUCGCACCCGAGCGGGUCGCCAUCAUCGAAGCCGAGAUUGAUAAACUCCUAGCCGCCGGCUUCAUUGAAGAGGUCUCCUACUCGGAGUGGCUCGCUAAUGUUGUUCUAGUGGCAAAACAAGAGAAGGGAAAGUGGAGAGUUGCGUCGAUUACACCGACCUCAACAAAGCGUGCCCAAAAGACAACUUUCCCAUUGCCAAGAAUCGACCAACUAGUGGAUUCCACUUCUGGCAAUCAGCUACUCAGCUUCAUGGACGCCUACUCCGGCUACAACCAAAUCUUGAUGCACGAGGAUGACAAGGCGAAAACUUCUUUCAUCAUCGAGAGAGGGACCUACUGCUACAAGGUCAUGCCUUUUGGGCUGAAAAACGCCGGAGCAACCUACCAAAGACUGGUGAACAAAAUCUUCAAGGAGCAGAUCGGCAAAACUAUGGAGGUGUACGUGGACGACAUGCUGGUCAAGGCCCCAAAACGUGCAGAUCACCUCAAAAACCUCGCUGAGGCAUUCAGCCUGCUCCGCCAGUAUCGCAUGAAGUUGAACCCAAGUAAAUGCACAUUUGGUGUAUCCUCCGGCCGAUUCUUGGGAUACUUAGUCACACAACGAGGUAUCGAGGCACACCCACGUCAGAUCAAAGCUAUUCUAGAGAUGAAGUCGCCUUCCACAGUGAAGGAAAUACAAAGUCUGACGGGCAGAGCAGCGGCCCUCAACCGGUUCCUCUCAAGAUCAACCGACAAGUGCAAACCAUUCUUCAAAGCUUUGAAGAAAGGACAAAGAGACAAAUGGGAUGAGGAGUGCGAAGUAGCUUUCCAGAGUCUCAAGGCUUAUCUCACUUCACCUCCCCUGCUUUCAAAGCCAGUCCCUGGUGAGGACUUGUUCGUGUACCUGGCAGUGUCCAACUCAGCUGUCAGCUCAGCUCUCAUCAGAGAAGAGCUGGGGGCCCAACAUCCGGUAUUCUACACGUCAAAAGCUCUCCUCGAUGCAGAGACUCGUUACCCAAAAUUGGAGAAACUCAUUUUGGCUCUUGUAGUUUCUGCGAGAAAGCUACGACCCUACUACCAAGCUCAUCGAGUCAUCGUCAUGACCGACUUUCCUUUGAGAUCAAUCCUUCAUAGCCCUGAUGCCUCUCAACGACUCAUGAAGUGGGCUAUAGAGCUAAGCCAAUAUGACCUCAUCUACCGGCCAAAAGCUGCAAUAAAAGCCCAGGCUUUAGCUGACUUCGUAGCGGAGUUCACCCCAUCGGCCGAAGAAGAGAAAAUGGUCAACGAAAAGAAGGAAAGUUCAAAAGCAGACAGGACCCCCGCUGAACCUAGCCAACCUAGAGACACGUGGCAGUUGCGGGUAGACGGAGCGUCAAACCAGAAAGGAGCUGGAGCGGGUGUCGUCAUCAUCACCCCAGACGGAACCUUGUUGGAGCAAGCUAUCACGCUUGGAUUCCCGGCCUCGAACAACGAGGCAGAAUACGAGGCAUUGCUCGCCGGCCUGCGCUUGGCAAAGGAACUCGCAAUCAAGAAGCUAGCCAUUUACUCAGAUUCCCAGCUGAUCACGAAUCAAGCGUCAGGUGAAUACAUGGCGAAGCACCCAAGGAUGAUCUUGUACCUUGACAAAGUCCAGGAGUUGUUGAAGGCGUUUCCUACCUUCACCAUCCAACAAGUACCCCGGGCAGAGAACGCACAUGCAGAUGCGCUAGCCAGUCUAGGGUCAGCGUUGGAUACCCAGUUCAGACGCUCCAUCCCAGUCGAACACCUUGACCGGCCAAGCAUUGAAGAGGUAGAGCCAAUCAACACCAUGCGAAUUGACGAAGACCCCAGCUGGCAAGACCCCAUCAUUGACUACUUAGUGAAUGGAAACCUACCCGCGGACAAGUCCGAGGCUAGGAAGGUCCAGCAGAAGGCCGCGAGAUACUACAUGCACGACAACAAGCUCAUCCGCAGAUCAUACUCCGGCCCUCACCUUACCUGCAUAAAAUACCCUCAAACACUUGAGGUCCUCUGCAAAAUUCACGACGGCGAGUGUGGCAACCACUCUGGGGGCAGGUCACUCGCCCAGAAGGCUCUAAACAUAGGCUACUUCUGGCCUACCAUGCGCCACGACUCCGCUGAAUAUGUCAAAAAGUGUGAUCGUUGCCAACGGUACAAGCCGAUUCCUAAUUUGCCUGCCGAAGUUUAUCAUCCGCAAAACAGUCCAUGGCCAUUCAUGCAAUGGGCCAUCGACUUAGUGGGUCCCUUGCCACCGGCGCCCGCCAAGAAAGAAAUGAUGAUCGUCGCCACCGACUACUUCACUAAAUGGAUCGAGGCUGAAGCUCUAUCCUCUACUAAAGAAGCCGAUGUGGAGCGAUUCAUCUGGAGAAACAUCAUAUGCCGAUUUGGCUGCCCACAAUCGCUGGUCACUGAUAAUGGCUCACAGUUCAUUGGCAAGCAUAUCACCGCCUUCUUUGCGAAAUACAAGAUCAAACAACACCUGUCAACUCCGAGGUAUCCACAAGGAAAUGGGCAGGCCGAGGCAUCCAACAAAGUCAUAUUGGACUGCUUGAAGAAGAGGCUAGAAGGCGCCGAAGGAAAAUGGGUGGAUGAACUCCCUGGAGUACUAUGGGCUUAUCGCACCACCAAGCGAAGGUCAACUGGUGAAACCCCAUUCUCCCUCGCCUAUGGGACGGAAGCAAUCAUCCCUCCUCACAUCACAGUCCCCUCUAUAAACCUCGAGGUGGGCAGUGUUGACCAGAACUCCAAGCAAAUGAGGCUCAACCUUGACCUACUUGAGGGCGAACGUGAGAAGACCAUUAUCCGAGUCGCCUCCUACCAGCAGCAGUUGAAGUCGUACUACGACAAAAGAGCUAAGGUCAGACAGUUUCAACCAGGCGACCUCGUGCUAAGAAAGGCUUUCAUCACCGCACCAAGACAAGGGUCGAAAAAGAUGAAUCCCAACUGGGAAGGCCCUUAUGUGAUCAGCCGGUCCGGGGGCAGAGGAAGCUACACAUUGGACACCAUGGAUGGGAAGCAAAUACCACGACAAUGGAAUGUUCACCAUCUCCGAAAUUUCUCAUUCCAAAAUGUCUUAUCUGCCUACAAAACACAAGCAGUUGCCCAUAAGCAGCGUCCUAAGGGAGACGCAGGGCGACGACCAAAGCGUCCUUCGGGAGACGCAGCCCGUAAAAAGCGUCCUAAGGGAGACGCAGGGUGCGCCAGGAAUUUCUUAAAAGGAGGUCUCCAUGCCUUCUGCGGGAAGUAUCCAGGUUCCUAUCCGUUUCCUAAGGGAGGCAGGAUAGACACGCAGUUGCCCAUAAGCAGCGUCCUAAGGGAGACGCAGGGCGACGACCAAAGCGUCCUUCGGGAGACGCAGCCCGUAAAAAGCGUCCUAAGGGAGACGCAGGGUGCGCCAGGAAUUUCUUAA
Molecule: messenger RNA, 3900 nt
Organism: Prunus armeniaca (apricot)
Lineage: Eukaryota; Viridiplantae; Streptophyta; Magnoliopsida; Rosales; Rosaceae
Source: the annotation of a GenBank genome assembly